UUUCCUCUCAACCUAAACAAAAUUUAUCAUUCAACUCUCUCUCUCUCUCCCUAAACAGAAACCCUUUAAUGGCGAACGUGACUCGCAAGUCGUCGUCGGAGCCUGAGAUUCAAGAAACGCUGCCCUCUGCGAUCUCUCAUGGAUCUAGCGAUCAACUUCCGAUGUCCACUUCCCCAACGCUCGAUGAGAUUGAGAAACAGCACAUCUUGAAGAAAACCCCAAACCCAUCGGUCCCAGCUAUCCGGGAUGUUGAAGAGCCACCCAAUGACCCAACGGAGAGGGUUCUGAACUUCGGCCCAUCGGGGAAACUCAUGAGCUCGAGUUACGAAGUUCAGAACCCUCUCCGUUGGGUCAUUGGGUGGCUGUUCAACAUCCCGGAUAGCUGGGACCGAUUGGUUUGGGAUUUUCUUCAAGAUGUGCUGUUUCUCCUCGAGCAUUGGAGAAGUGGAGAUCGGAAGUUGAUCGCUAGAUCCAUGCGAGUUCGCAGACAGUAGCAUUUCGUGGAUUUCAUCAGGCUCCAACGACGACUUGCGAGUCACGUUCGCCAUUAAAGUUACUCUUCGGAU
Messenger RNA from Arabidopsis arenosa, 566 nucleotides. The record is from the annotation of a GenBank genome assembly. NCBI's taxonomy places the organism in Eukaryota, Viridiplantae, Streptophyta, Magnoliopsida, Brassicales, Brassicaceae.